AUGGCGAAGACCGAUGCCACCGCUGCGUCCAGCUCGACGUGGAGUGCAUCCGGCCUGUCUUUGUCCCGGGUCGCCAGAAAGGCAUUAAGAAGCAAGUCUAAACGCGUGGGACUGGACAAGGCGCUCUUUCAAAUUGACGAAGCAGUCAAGAGAGCGCGUUCUGGCUCGCAGACGAAUAAUGACGACCAGCGCGUCUUGGCACAUUUACAACAGCUGCUGGGCCAAUUGACAGAUGGCGAUGAUACCAGCUCAGCCCAUGUACCGCUCGGUCCUGGCUCUGCCUCAUCGUCUAGAAUAGAGCACGACUCCGCGAUGGACCGCAUGACUGAAGAAGGCGAUCACUCCGAUGAAGAGGAUGCCGGCAACGCGGUAGGCGUCCCCGAAAUCAUCCAGCAGACAGAAGACAGUCUCGCCAUUGAUGGUGCAGAAAAUCCAUUGCAGCUGCUAGCCCGUGCUUCGUACAAUAUCCAACCGUCACCCGACUCUCGCCACGGGAAGUCUCCUCAGUCCGUGCUGGCCUCCGUAUCCUCCAAAGAUCAACAGCAGACAGAGGAUGAGCUUCAAGCGUUUUUCGCCCCUGCUCGUGCAAAGCUCGACAUAGGAGGAGACUAUGACCCGAUCUCCCUUGGACUUGUCAGUGAAGAAGAAGCCCAGAUGUUAUUCAAUUACUUCCACGAGAAUCUUGCGCACACGAGAUGGGGAUUCGACCCAAGGCUUUAUACUGCCGAGUUUGCUCGGUCCCGCUCCACAUUCCUCUUUACGUCCGUCAUGGCCGCCUCGGCUCUCUUCAUACCCUCCGGCGAAGGUCUCUCACGACGCCUCUCCAAUCACAGAAACAAGCUCGCCCACAGGGUGAUUGAGUGCCGAUUCAAAUCAGUAGAAAUCGUCCUAGCGUUUCUAGUCAACAUUCCGUGGAUGUUCCCGGGCAAGCAAAGCACCGACGAUGAAACGUGCACGUACAUGUCCUUGGCCACCACGAUUGCGACCGACUUGUCACUUCAUAAAAAGGUGGUGUCGCCGGAAAUGUUUGACCCUAUCAUAGAUGCGGGAGUUGCGCGUGCCGACUGCCUUGACCCCCGUUCGGCACUGGUCAUCGACGGCUACCCGAACGUGAAUCCAAGGUCGGAGAGAGGGCGUCUGCUCCUUCGUAGUCGGGAAAGGUGUUGGAUUGCGCUUUUCGUUCUCGAGAGAGGAAUGUCGUUGGCGCGCGGACGCCCCUUUUCAGUGCCCAUCACGAGAUCACUCAAAGACUGUGACAACUGGCACAGGUCAGAGCUGCGUGAUCCCCAAGAUGGACCUUUGGUAUCUAUGGCGGUCCUAAGGAGAGACUUGGACGGCUUGUUCUCCGCGGUUCGUGCUCUAUGCGAUAGCUCGCGCAACCCUACAAGCAAUGGCGCAUUGGUUGCUCAAUCAAUCGAAGGCGCCAUUGAGAGAUUCUUUGAUCAAUGGUUCACAGAAUGGGGGACCUCGAUCGGCAGGGGACCAGAUCGCCGUCUCCCCCCAUAUGUUGAGAUUCUCGUCGUUCAUACCCGUCUAUCCAUUUAUGGCGGUGUAAUUAACCACCCUACCGCUCACUUGGAGGUGAGGAGCUUCUUCCGUACCGCCGGACUCAGCUCCGCGCUCAACGUGAUGCGUGUCGCCAUACAAGGCGAAUCGCAGCUGCGAUCUAUGCCCAACAACACGGCCAUCAUGAUUUCAUUCGCGGCUUGCUUCGCCCUUAUGCUUAGUUCGCAUGCCAGCGGCGGCUCGGCCCUCGCACCGAGCAUCCGGAAUUUGAUCGAGGAAGCGGCCAGUGUCCUCAUCAGGACCGGACGUGUGACCAACCACCGAAAUGGACUAUCCGUAUUGCACGGAAAAUAUCUCCAGCAACUCUCAAGAAGAGCAGCUCCCGCUGGAAACAAUAACAUCGCUCAUAUGGAUAACAUUGCUACAUCGUUGUCCUCCACGGCCACACAUCUGCAGGACCCCAUGGCCUUGCAGGCUCAAGGUAACGAUAUGCUGGGCGACCAGUCCUUGUGGUCAGAAACUUUCCAGUUCUCGGCUAUGUCGAAUGAUGAGAUCCAGCAGGUGCUGAACCAACCUGGAAAUGACUUGGACCCGACGUUUGGCGGGUUGUCGUGGGAGGACAUGUCGAAUUUCCAAUGGUUAUUCUGGCCCGAGGUUGGGAUAUGA
Molecule: messenger RNA, 2172 nt
Organism: Clonostachys byssicola
Lineage: Eukaryota; Fungi; Ascomycota; Sordariomycetes; Hypocreales; Bionectriaceae
Source: the annotation of a GenBank genome assembly